This is a messenger RNA of Pelobates cultripes (western spadefoot toad), 39925 nucleotides long. NCBI's taxonomy places the organism in Eukaryota, Metazoa, Chordata, Amphibia, Anura, Pelobatidae. The record is from the annotation of a GenBank genome assembly.
CUACACUUCCCGUCGAGCACCGCGGUCCGCUUGUCGCCAAUCGAUCGGCUGUCGCGAGAUUUGGUAGAGUGCCGGUAAUUGGCUGUCGGUAACGGCUCGGCCGGUUGGCACUGGGACGGUGUACUCGGUGAUAGCGGUUUUAUCGGUUCGGGCUGUGUGCGGGUCUGUUCCGGCUGCUCGGAGUCUCCUGUGCGUCAUCUGACCGGGCCGUGUUGGCACGAAGCUGCGGAGAGCCGCGCCCCGCUCCCCCUCACUGCAAACAUGGCCGACCCCAAGUACGCCGACCUGCCCGGCAUCGUGAGUACCACCCACAUACAGCCCUGCACACGGAACAUGGCGGCCAUUACCUGACACGGCAUGGGGGCAUGAUGGGCGGUGUCCGGCGGGCCUCUACUAUGGGCCAUACUGACUGAGCCAGGACUGGGGAGACAGCACACUGACACACUGACUGAGCCAGGACUGGGGAGACAGCACACUGACACACUGACUGAGCCAGGACUGGAGAGACAGCACACUGACUGAGCCAGGACUGGAGAGACAGCACACUGACAUACUGAGCUGAGCCAGGGCUGGAGAGACAUACACUGACACACUGACUGAGCCAGGAUUUCAGGAGAGACAGCACACUGACUGAGCCAGGACUGGAGACAACACACUGACAUACCCCAGAAGGCAGGCGGGACUGGAGAGACAGCACACUGACUGAGCCAGGACUGGAGAGACGCCAGCAACUGCAAACACGCAGCUGAGCCGGGACUGGAGAGACAGCAACACUGGCAUACUGACUGAGCCAGGACUGGAGAGGCAACACACUGACACACUGAGCUGAGCCAGGACUGGAGAACUGGCACACUGACACUUGCGGCUGAGCCAGGACUGGAGGGCAACACACUGAGAAGGCUGAGCCAGGACUGGAGGGGCAACUUACUGAACACACUUACUGGGCAGGACUGGAGAGACCUUAGCACACUGACUGAGCCGGGACUGGAGGAGCAACACACUGACACACUUACUGAGCCAGGACUGGAGAGACAGCAACACUGGCCUUUGAGCCAGGACUGGAGAGAUGCUACUGACACACUGAGUGAGCCAGGACUGGAGAGACAGCACACUGACUGAGCCAGGACUGGAGAGCCAGCACACUGACUGAGCCAGGACUGGAGAGACAGCACACUGACACACUUACUGAGCCAGGACUGGAGAGACAGCACACUGACUGAGCCAGGACUGGAGAGACAGCACACUGACACACUUACUGAGCCAGGACUGGAGAGACAGCAACACUGACUGAGCCAGGACUGGAGAGACAGCACACUGACACACUGACUGAGCCAGGACUGGGGAGACAGCACACUGACACACUGACUGAGCCAGGACUGGGGAGACAGCACACUGACACACUUACUGAGCCAGGACUGGAGAGACAGCACACUGACACACUUACUGAGCCAGGACUGGAGAGACAGCACACUGAGCACACUGAGCUGAGCCAGGACUGGAGAGACAACACUGACACACUUGACCAGGACUGGAGGGCGCACAUGACACACUUACUGAGCCAGGACUGGAAGAAGACCCGCACACUGACUGAGCCAGGACUGGAGAGACAGCACACUGACACACUUACUGAGCCAGGACUGGAGAGACCGCACACUGACACACUUACUGAGCCAGGACUGGAGAAGACCGCACACUGACUGAGCCAGGACUGGAGAGACAGCACACUGACUGAGCCAGGACUGGAGAGACAGCACACUGACAUACUGACUGAGCCAGGACUGGAGAGACAGCAACACUGACUGAGCCAGGACUGGAGAGACAGCACACUGACAUACUGACUGAGCCAGGACUGGAGAGACAGCAACACUGACUGAGCCAGGACUGGAGAGACAGCAUACUGACAUACUGACUGAGCCAGGACUGGAGAGACAGCACACUGACACACUGACUGAGCCAGGACUGGAGAGACAGCACACUGACUGAGCCAGGACUGGAGAGACAGCACACUGACACACUGACUGAGCCAGGACUGGAGAGACAGCAACACUGACACACUGACUGAGCCAGGACUGGAGAGACAGCAACACUGACACACUGACUGAGCCAGGACUGGAGAGACAGCACACUGACACACUGACUGAGCCAGGACUGGAGCGACGGCACACUGACUGAGACAACAUAUUUUACCCUAGUGAUCUGUGAUACUUACGUAGUAAGCCACUGGGUGGGACUGUUGAUUGACAGAAAUGACUUUGCCCCAGCAUUGCUCCUGUUGCCUCAUGGUAUAUAUGGCCCUGUAUAAUAUAUCUAUCUGUAUGAAUCAUCUGGCAGGGAUCUUUACCAAAGUAUGAUUUAUCAAAAUUCUAAGCAAAUUUCACAUUUAGGACAAAAAAGCUGAACUGAUAUGGAGAAUUUUCCCAUCCAUUUAACCCCUUAAGACCGCAGCCAAAUGUACAAGUUGUGAUGAAAACGUAAACAAAACCUGGCAUUUGCGCUAUAUUUCUGUCCAACCGUUAUUCACCUCUUUCAUAUUAAAUCCACCCACACUUAUUAUAUAACAUUUUAUUCAGGGGAAACAGGACUUUAAUUUAACAUCAAAUAUUUAGGUAUGGAACAUCAUAAAUCUUAGUUCUACGUUACAUUUUAACUGUGAAUGUCAAAAUACUGUUUGAUUUUACUCCAAUAAAAUACACAUAUUUGUAUUCAGUGAUGUCUCACGUGUAAAACAGUACCCCCUAUGUACAGGUUUUAUGGUGUUUUGGUAAGUUACAGGGUCAAGUAUAGCAUGUUACAUUUUUCAGUUUUUUCACAUUGAAAUUCGCUAGAUUGGUUACGUUGCCUUUGAGACCAUACGGUAGCCCAGGAAUAAGAAUUACCCCCAUGAUGGCAUACUAUGUGCAAACGUAGACUGUAGCAGAUGGCACCAGGCGACCCUACAAGAAAUACUGUAUAAAGCUGCAGACGUGUAUCUGCUGUAAUUUCUGUGUAUUUAAAAAGAAUUGUAUUCCUCUGAUUGUUCGGUAGUUUCAUUCCCUUAGUUUAUUCGAAUGAAACUACCGAACAACCAGACCUCCCUGUGUGAAGUGUGUCCUCAAUUACCAGUUGCAACAUUGUUGCGAACGGGUAAUUGAACAGUAAGUAGCCGUCCUUUGUUCUCGGGGGUGGCCGCCAUUCGACAAACGAACACGUGGCGGCGGCCAUUUUAAAACUCCCGAACAGCGGUGUUUUGCCGUCGAGUGCCUGGAACUAAAAUCGGACACUCGAGUAGGCGAACACCGCUGAGACCUCCACAGCCCUGGUCCGUUCGGUUCCAAACUACCGAACGGCCCCUCGUUCGGUAAAUAGAAAAUACCGAACGAGGGGAUUCAGGCGAACCCUCCCUAGCCUCUAUAGCUAGAGGCUUUCGUGUAUUUUAUUCCCUUAUGCCAGGACCGACCGCAAGGCCCAUUCACAUGGAACCGAAUUCGGCUAUCUCUGUUCGUGCGGUCGGUCAUUUUAUUCCCUCCAUACUUUUCCCGAACCCCUGGUCCGAUCUGGGUGAUUUUUGGAUAUGUUGUUCACCCAGAUCAGGGCUAUCAGGGGGUGUAGGAUUUAAAGGGGUACCCCUACGUUUAGGGGUACAUCCAGAAACGGGGGGAAUUGGUGUGCUGGAUAAGGGGAUUAUGAUGCUGGCUGAGGGGAGGGGAUGUGUGGGAGGUUACCAGGACAGGAUUGGCUACUGUAAUAAUUACUGUAAAUCCCUCCCUUGCAUGGGAGCAUGCUUUAUAAGGAGACUGUGAUUAAAGGCUUGUCAGUUAUGCUCCUGAAACUGUGUGUCGUCCAGUUAUUGGGAUUGCUGUUGGGAUAUUGCUGUAUUUUACCUGCUGGAAACCCUGCCUUUGGAUUUACUAUUUACUUGUUCCUGAGUCUCACUUGGAUUAUAAGCGGAGAUAACCUGGGUAAUAUUGCCUCUCCGCUACAUAGACAACCCCCAAGGUAGUGCAAAUGGAGUAUGUUUAGUCUUUUUUAGUAGCCACUUGGUCACAAAACCUGGCCAAAGUUAGUGUUAAUAUUUGAAAAUGCAAAUAACAAAUUUGAACGCCAAUUUUGGCCAGUGUUUGUGACUAAGUGGCUAGUAAAAAACACUGUACAUACCCCAUUUGCAAUACCCUGAGUUGUCUACUAUUGCAAAUGGUAUGCCAUCGUGGGGGUAAUUUUCAUUCCUGGGCAACCGUACGGUCUCAAAGGCAACAUAACCAACCUGGCGAAUUUUAAUGUGAAAAAAAUGAAACGCAAGCCUUAUAUUUGACUCUGUAACUUUUGAAAACACCAUAAAACCUGUACAUGAGGGGUACUGUUAUGCUCGGGAGACUUUGCUUAACACAAAUAUUAGUGUUUCAAAACAGUAAAACUUUGCACUUACACUGAUGAUAUAAUUGUUGUGAUAAGUUUUACUGUUUUGAAACACUAAUAUUUGUGUUCAGCAAAGUCUUCCAAGUGAAACAGUACCCCCCAUGUACAGGUUUUAUGGUGUCUUGGAAAGCUAGCAAAUUAAAUUCCCUGAACUUUUGGCUUGGGUUGUCAGGCAGGCCCUGCAAAUUGUAAUUAAUAAAAUGACCUAAUUAUGUAAAAUUAUUACAUAAAUAAAUAUAUAUAUAUAUAUAUAUAUUAAUUCUACGUAUAUAAUUUUUUAAAUUAUUUUAUUUAUAUAUAGCUGUGUGUGUGUGUGUGUGUGUAUAUAUAUAUAUAUAUAUAUAUAUAUAUAUAUAUAUAUAUAUAUAUAUAUAUAUAUAUAUAUAUAGUGAUAUAUACGUAUAUACUUAUGUAUGUACAUAUAUUUUUAAAAUAGAACGAAAUUACACGUGUGUGUGUGUGUAUAUAUAUAUAUAUAUAUAUAUAUAUUUAGUCAAUAUCAUUGUACGUGUAAUUUGAUAUGAAUAUAUAUAUUAUAUAUUAAUUUUAAAAUACACAGUGUAUGUAUAUAUAAAUGAUCUAAGUAUAUAUUAUUUAAUUUUACACUUUUACAUUUUUUUUUUUUUUCUUCAGACAGCAGGGGGAGUACCUGUCAUAACGGACACUCCCCCUGCUGGCAGUGCCUUGGACGGCUAUGCUGUCCAUGUGAUCGCGAGGUCCUCGUACGGACCUCACCAUCACAUGGCCCAGAGAGGCCGAAGAGUAAGGAGGGGGACUUCCUGGGCUCCCAGGUCAGUCCCCAUACCGCGAUCGCGGGCGUGGGAUCACCGGCGACCGGGUAAGUACAUAGGACGCCGGGGACGUUCUAUGCCGCCCUCCGGCGUUUAGAGCCGGUUCCUUAAGGACGGCAUAGAACGUCCUGCGUCCUUAAGCGGUUAAUGUGAAAUUAAUUUUGAAUACUAACAAUUCCUACUUUAGUGAACCAAGGUUUGUAUGAUAUCGGUUAUGUGUAUGCAGUGGUGGUUUCAGUUUUACCUUUCUUCUCCCAUCUCUGUCUGGAUGGGAGUGAGUUACUAUGUAUUUAUAUUUAUCUGUAUUGUACGGUCUUUAAAGGAAGACUAGUUUCAGGAAUACAAAUGUGUAUUCCUGACACUAUAGGUCUAACUAGCUGUUUAUAGCCUCCCACUUACCUCCGGUUAAAAGGGUGAUUUACUCCACGCUCCGCCCUCUUGGAUUUGGUCUUCAAACUUGAUGAUCUCAGCCAAUCCAAUGCUUUACAUAGAAAAGCAUUAGGUGGUAAUCGUGCAUGCACGGCAGCCGGCGGGGAGACCUAAUGCGCAUGUGUGGCAAGGGCAGUGUGCGCAUUAGACCUCCCCAUAGGAAAGCAUUAUUCAUUGCUUUCCUAUGGGGAAAAUCUGACGCUGGAGGUCCAUGAGGAUAACUGAUCAAAAGUCUGUUAGGAUUCGGGAAGCCCUCUAGUGGCUGUCUGGUAAACAUUGCAGUACUAAGUGCAAAAGGUACACCGCAUCCAGACUACUUCAAUUUGCUUAAGUGGUCUGGUUGCCUACAGUGUCCCUUUAAGAACAGCAUAAAUAAUAUUUUGUGGGUGGCACUUUUCUGCUUCUGUUUACUGUUUAAAGGACAACUGAAGCUAACGAGGACACCAACUCAAUGCACUGGUCCUGUAAUUUUAACCCUUCGAUGUGAAACAUUCCCAUUUUGUAGAAACAGCAAUCUUUACUUUGAAUGGUUAAAUACACCUCUAGAUUUCAACAGGCAUUUCUGCCUACAGAACAGAGUCAAACUUGGUUCUGCAAUCAAACACUGGUUAUGUCAGCAUUUGCUGGCCAGCGCAGUGUGGGGAAAAAGGGUAAAUAAAAACAUCUUUCCCAUGCAAUUGGAGAGGGGAGGGGGGCGGUCACCUACACACCCACACACAUCAAGUAUGCCCAAUUUUCUAAAUACUUUCAUUCGUCUCUGGCCUUAUCUUAAGUCUAGAAUAGCCUUAUGCCAAUCCCACACAUGCUUGAACUCCUUCACUGUGUUAUCCUCUACCACAUUAGCUGAAAGGCUAUUCCAUGCGUCCACUACCCUCUCAGUAAAGUAAUACUUCCUGAUAUUAUUUUUAAACCUUUGCCCUUCUAAUGUAAGACCAUAUCCUCUUGUUGUGGUAGUUUUUCUUCUUUUAAAUAUAGUCUCCUCCUUUACUGUGUUGAUUCCCUUUAUGUAUUUAAAUGUUUUGAUCAUAUCCCCCCCUCUCGUCUUUCCUCCAAGAUAUACAUGUUAAGAUCCUUUAACCUUUCCUUGUAAGUUUUAUCCUGCAAUCCAUGAACCAGUUUAGUGGCCCUUCUCGUUUUCCAAAGUAUCAAUAUCCUUCUGGAGAUACGGUCUCCAAUACUGCAUACACACACAUUCAUUGACAGAUAAACACGUUCUCUCUCACACUCCCAAAUUAUUUGUUUUCAUUUAGGUUUUGUCCACCCAGCCUCUCUCCCGUUGUGAGAGCUGGAGUGGAUCCUUCCCCUGGGGUCCAGUGGGGGCUUGUGUAAUCUUCCUUCUUAUCUUGCUUUGCUCCACUCUCUGCAUGGAGACACUGAAGUUUCCUAAAAGAGAUGCAUUGAUUCAAUGAGGAGAUGCUGAUUAGCCCGGACUGUGUUUGACUUGUGCUGGCUCUGCCCCUGAUCUGCCUCCUUGACAGUCUCAGCCAAUUCUAUGGGAAAGCAUUGUGAUAGGCUCAGACCACCACUUCUGAUGAUGUCAGCAUACAUCAGGCAGGUCAGAGGCAGCAGCUGCAAACUUCAAUACAUUAUAUUUGAUAUAUACAUCCUAUACCCCUUGCAUAGCUAUAGUGGAGUAGCUGUCUUACAUAUUCUUGCUUGAAUAGUAGGUGUGCCUAGGACUGAUGUCUGUUGCUUGGUGUUUUAAGAAAACAAGAUGUUGAACCCUAAUUGAGUAUUCUAACCUGUCUUAAUGAAAGGUGUGUGUUAUUUCCAGGGUAACUUGGGUACAUUUAGAGGGUCCUUCUUUCAUUGUGUUACCCCUAGUGGGGGGGAUGAAGGGGGUGUAGUCGUUGCGCUAAGAAGGUGAGGGAGCUGUAACCUAUCCAUAAGAAGAGAAACAAUAAGUUCAGGUUUGUCACAACAGGUGGCAUACAGGAACGAGAGUACACUGUCACUGGCUGCUGUCAGUGUCGGCCAGUUUUCUUGGCCUGCUCGAGUUGUAUAUUCUCUGUUCCCAGUCAGGUCGUUGAGCUCGUGGGUGCCGUCAGUCGUGGGGUGAACGGUGCGUUAUUGGCUGGGUCCCAUACACUAUGCUGUGGCUGUUGGGGUGUGUUGGCAGGUAUAUCUGGCAGACCCAGUUUAGCUAGAAGUGCGGGUACCUCCGCGUCUGAUGAUAUCUUGUGGGUGAUUCCGUUGUGGGGGAUUAGCAGGGAUCUCUGUGUUCCUCAGUGGGAAGGUAUUCCUAUUGUGCGUAGUUGACUUGUGAAGUGUGUCAUCGACUUUCGCCAUUGCAACGUAGCUCGGGUUAAGUCCUGGUAGAACAAUAGCUGUGCUGUUUCAAAUGUAAGAGGGGUUUUACCUCUGGUUGUGGACAUGACUUGGUUACUAUCAUGAGAUGUGGCACAGCGCAGUAUGACAUCCCUGGUAGCUGCAGCGGGUACCUUGGGGGUGGCUGGUAGUUGGUAUAUGGCGUCCAGCACAAAUUUCCGGCUAACUGCCAGUGGCAGGAUGGUGGCUAGGAGUCUCAGUACGUAAUGUGGUAAUUCGUUGCCAUGGAUGUCGACGGGAAUUCCUCAAAUUUUUAUGUGGUUGCGUCGGGCGCGGUCUUCGUUGGCGGACAUUUGCAGCGUUAGACUUUGCUGUGAGGUUUGCAGUUGCUGUAUUGUGUGUUGCAUGUUUGUCAUGCUGCUUUAUAUGUCCAUGAUGUCUGUCGCUCGCACGCGGUUGGUGACAUUUUGCAUGUCAGCUUUCAGGAGUCCCACAUCCGUGGCCAGCAUUUUUUGUAUGUCUUGCACCCAGUUUUGUAGAUCUUGCUUAGUGGCAAGUGAGGUGUCACCCGGCGCUGCAGUGGUUGCCGACAUCGUGAUUUCUGUGUCUGUUUGGGUAGAGGAGUGGGCCGGUGAUCGGGAUGGCAUCUGGUCAGAGGGGGCCAUUCUAGGUUGCAUCUGCCUCUGUAGUAAGGUGCCGAUGUCAUGUUCUGUGGAGGACUUUUGCGUGCGCUUCCCCAUGGUCUUGGGUGUUUCGUUUAGGUACGGGUAGAAGUCGUUUUACGGGUCAGAAUCACCCUGUAAGUAGGCUACGCCGAUUAGCUUCUCUAGGUCGUGGAUGGUCGGUGCUUGGUAGGCCUUGGGUCUGCGUUUUACUUUGCCAGACCUCGGUGUGUGCUGGAAAGGCAUCUACCGAUUCGGUGUACGAUCCCGAUAUCGGUCCUGCUGUGCUACGGGCUGCGUGUCGGGCGCUUUUCAAGAUAAUUAAAAUUUUCAGCUUUCAAUGUAGGAGCCCGCAGUUAUGGUGUCUGCUCAGCUCCAGGUCCUAGCCCCGCCCCCCAGAUUGCACAAUUUAAGCUAAAUAUUCUCUGGAAAAUGUUCCACACAGCUUGGCUAUUUUAGCUUAAAUUUUGCUGUUCAGAUUUUCAUUCUCUACCUAUUCAAACGCUUAGUGAAUAACCUUUCUAGUAUCAGUAAUGUUUAGAAAAAAUAUAUAUCCCCUUUUGUACACGUUCAGUUACCUGUAGAGAUGUUUUCUAAGCCUAGCUAUCCUUAUUUCAGUUUCUGUUGGUUUAACAUUUCAAGCAUUGGGUGUUGGCUAAAGAAUCUUUUAGCGUGUGUUCAGAGCGUACUUUUAUUGGCAUUGAAAUAAGAUUAUUUUUAUUGACGGGCAGAGUUACUGUUUGUGCAUUGUCUGAAAAAGUGUCCCACCCCCUCUCCCAAUAUGUUUUUUUUGUUUUUUAAAACAUUUAUUCUCAGAGAGGAAACUGAUGUUUGCUGACCACACAGUUAGCUUCACUAUAGAUUAAUGCAUGGAGACAAUGCUAGAUUAUUAGGGAUAUGGUGUGGUUUGUUUAGUCACAAAAUCUUUGUGAAUUAAAUUUCAUUCAGUUUACACCACCCUGAUUGUCAAUGAGACAACCAAUCCUGUUUGUUUAGCUCAGUGCAGCUAAACUCAAGAGGCAGCAAUAACCCAGAGCCCCUGCCUUGUAAGAACUUCUCAUUAAGCUGCACUGGGAAGUCUGUGAUUGGACAACCACAGAAAGUCUGGACUAGGAAAGAAGACAAGCGAUCUGUAGCUUUGCAAGCUGUGGUAUGCCACCAAUGUGCAUGUAUAUCUACUAAAUUGUUUAAAAUAAAACAUGGGAAUGUUCCUUUAAUGUCAAGAUCAGUAUAUUAAGAGGUCAUGUCUUCCUUCAUGGUUUACUGUAAAAAAGAGAAACCAACAAAAAACUUGCUGUACUUUUAUUUUCUUUACUGGAAACAAAUCCAUAAAAGCAUAACCAAAAUGCAUCAAUAAUUGACUUACUGUGGAGUAGAACAUCUGCAUCCUUUUUAAAAUUUGAAAUUUAGCUGACUAUGUAAUGUGGGAAUACAUAUUAUUUAUUUUGGACACAUUCUGUCCUUUUAAAUCUGUAUAUUGCCAAAAGCUAAAAUGCAUUUUAUAAGCACAAUUCCAAAGAUAUGUGACUUGGAAAUGAGUUCUUUGUUCCCAGCAUUUAUUAAAUUGUAAUUGGUUAAUCGUUGGUGAAUGCCUUCCAGAAUUUCCAGAUCAGAUGGGAAAGUUUCGAUUCGGGAACUCUUUUCCUCUGCCAUAGAUACUUAUUUUCCAGUGAUGCUCCCAAAAAAAUGACACCAGGCUUAUGUGCCCACUUUCUAGUUGCCACAUGUUUCCAAUUAAAUUAUUUUGCUUUAUUGGCAGGUCCUAUGUUGGUCCCUACCCCUAUUCCCAAUGUCAUAUCUUGGUGACUUUAGUGUCCCUUUAAGAAUGGUUUAACUCUUACCCUGCUGUACCAGAUGCUCAAGCUCCUUGUGAUUUUACUUGGUCUGAUAAGUUCAUACUUCCGACAUUUAUACCAAGUUUAGCCGGCCCUGCAUAGUCGAUAAGUUGGCUCCUGAAGAAUACGGCACACUUAUUCCACUUCAUCAACUAUAUGUACUAAUAAUUAUUUUAUUUUGUCUGAUUGUUUUUCCCUAGGCAAGGAAUGAACCUGAUGUAUAUGAAACCAGUGAUUUGCCUGAGGAUGACCAGGCAGAAUUUGAUGCGGUAAGGCUCUUAUUUUGAGUUUAUUUUAGGCGCAGUAAGUAACUUUGCCAAUUUGUUGGCUGUUAGUGUUUCUGGCAUGCUUCAUUAAAAUGCAAUUGUCAUAAGUAAAGCAUAUCAGUUCAUUGUAUAAGACAUUUUUAUUAUUGCAUAUUCUGUCAAAAGUGCAAUGUAUCUCGUCAGCUUUUUGCAUUGGAAUUAACUCAAAUAUGCUUUAAAUGGUAAAACCGUAAAGCCAUAUUAUAGUUUUAAUUUUUUCUUUUGGCUGGCCAAGCAUCUACAUUUUGUCUGGCAAACAUCAGCCAUCAUGGAGGUAAAAGGUGGAAGCACUGCUUUAAGCUAACAAAAGGAAUUGCAGAUUUAAACCGUUCCCAGUAAAAUGCAUGAACAAAUUAAGCUAAAUAUUAUUUUUCAAUUAUUUACUGUGUUUCUGUUUGUACCAACUUUGAUUAUAUGAACAGCACAUAGUAAAAUAAAUUAUUCUAAAGUUGAAGAGUAUGACUGUUACAUCAUCGUGCUCUCAUCUAGAUUUGAAGAUCUUGCAAACUGCUGUUCCCUAGUAAAGAUCACAUACUUGGUCAAAUAGAUUAAAAACAAAGAAGUAAUCUAUCAAUCUUAAUCUAUUUGACCAAGUAUGUGACUUGUUUCUUUUAUGAUAUUUUCAUAACAUAGAAUAGAAAAUACACGUCAAAAUGACAACUUUCCAUACUAAACAUUACCAACACCAAGUUAAAUUGUUUUUGUAAAAUGAAUGUUACCCCUUAACUUGUGUUAAAUCUGUUUUUAUUGAUAACAGUUCAGGAAACAAUUUUUCCAUGUAUGGGAGGUAGUAUACAUGCAAUAAACGGUAUAUGUAUCAGCGAAAGUUUAUCAGUGUUAUAGUAACAUUUGCCUACGCAGAGGCUUUCGAUUUGGUAAAGCAGUUAUGGCAGUUUUGAAAAAAAACAAAAAACUGGUUGUCCACUCAGGAGUGGCAUAUGGUACAGUUAGCAUGGGACAUGGUUACCGCAGUCAAUGUGGUUUACAUAGACUGAUGAGUGGUUCAUCUGCAGCCUGUCAUCCAUUCCCAGGGAUUGUGUAGGGUGGGAGGUGUGGGUCCAUUUCCGUGGAGUGUGUCAGCUCCUGUCAAAGGGUCGUCUGGUAUUGGUCUAGUUCUGUGUCAGGGUAGUGGGCUGGGCCCUGGUUGGAGGGUCAGGUGAGAGAGGGUGGAUGGAAAAGAGAAGGAGGGAGAGAGGGGGAGAAGAAGAAGAGAAAGAGAGGGGGAAAAAAAGGGGGGCGGGAGGGCAACUCCCAUCCCUCUGCCCCCUCAACCAGUGUCGCCUGAGCACUGACCCCGGUCACUGCCUCAGCCCUCCGUGCCCCGAGGGCUCCCUCACGGGUGUCUCUCCAGGUGUCCCCGGCCUGCCCUCUGUACGAACUCUUUUGAGGAGACAUGUCUCGGUCAGUGGAACCAUCUCUUCGUGUACCUUUCUUUAUCUUUCGCCGAGGUUGCCUUCAACUCUUCGAAUUUCCUUGUACCCUCCACCUCCUCUACCCAUCUCUUGAGUACGGGGGUGCGUUGUUGUCUCCGUAGAUGGGGCUGAUAGCUUUCACUGCAUUGAGGAGUCUUGGAGUCACUGAACUUUUAUAGGCCGGCAUCGGCAUUGUGGUGUAAAGGAGGAGAUAUGGGGACGGUAGGAUUUCAUCAGUCACUCCCCGAAUCACACGGCCGGUCUUUUCGCAAAAUGGUCUAAUGAGGGCCAGGUCCCACCAAAGGUGGAUGAAGAUACCCCCCUCCUCUCCACAUCGCCAGCAGGUGUCAGGCGUGGUGUAAUUUUGGGCGCGGAGGGCGGCGGGGGUGAUGUACCAUCUUGUGAAGACUUUAUUUGCGUUUUCCUGCAGCCUUGCUGACCCUGGAGUCUUGUGGAUGUGAGUGAUGAUCAAGUGUGGUGCAGAUCAGGGAGAUUGCUCUUGGUACCACAUCCUGAAGGCAGAGGGAUUCGAAAUCCAUUCGGUCUCGAAGUAGGCAUGGUUUUUGGGGGAUUGAGCGGGCGUAGUGCGAUAUUUGUUCUCUCGCCAUAGUGUGUAAAAAUGUGUGCUGUUGUUCUGUAUAGCACAUCAGCUACACAGAUUUUUUUUUGGUAUGGUUCGUCAGGUGUCUGAGAGGCCCUUGGUCUCCUGCCGGGAAGUCCGGGCUGCCUCUCAGGGGGAUCAUGGGGCUGGGAUCUAUUGUAAGGUAGUAUUUGGUGCUGUUUUGGUGCCAGAUAUGGAGUGUGGCUUUCACGAAUGGAUUUGUGAGGUUAGAGUGUUUGCUUGCUUCCCUUGUGAUCCAGGGCAGAGUAGUACUAGGUAGUACUUUCUAAAGUCUGGUAAGGCUAGGCUGCCUUUGAGUUUGGGUAGUUGGGAAUGGGCUAUGCGGGGGGAUUCCCUUAACUGGGGUUUGAUUCAUUUCGCAGUGACAUACUGCCGAUUUCAUGUUUUUGGGUGGAGAGUAUUUACAUCCAAUGUGAGCAAAUAUGCAUCAAAUUGAAGUGGUUAAGGUGGAUAGAGUAUGACUUUUAAAUGUAAUUUUCUCAAAAUAUAACUUUGAGUGAACACCUCCCUUGAAUUAUUAUUAUUAUUUUUUUAAAGAACACUGGCUGGCAUAAUUUGAUACAACCUACCAUAUUCUCAUAUGUUUUACAACAUGCAAUCCUCUCCUAAUUAAAGAAACAUUCUGAUGCACGCAUUUUUUUAAUGCAUCCUAUACCUUUCCGUAAAUUAUGUCCUCGACAGUGUGCAUAUGGGCAAAGUAAGUACAAUUUUAGGGUUUUAUUCAACUCGACUACAUAUUUUAUGCCAGUCAUCCCUGCAAGGGAGAGGUCCUCUUUUACUGUUUUAAAUAAAAAUGGAUGAAACCAAACCAUGUUUUAAGUACAGGUGCAACUCCCAACACUUAUUCACAUUACUAUUCAUGUUUGAACACAUUUGCAAGUUGCUGUAUAGUGUGGCUUGCACAGAAACCCUUUUGGAGGCAAUUAAAAUGAUUGAAAUGUGGCUGCUUUGACUUGUCCCUCCACCUUGAAUGUAGUAACUCCAUCUUAAACAUCAGUAUAUGUGGCACUAGUAUUUGCAUGACACUGGUAUCCUGGACUGUUACUCUGCCUGAUAAUUACAUCUGGUAAGUGGUUAGCUGUUUGAAAGUAGUUAUCCAAUUUAAAUAUUGAUUGAUAUCUUAUACAUGUAUGACUUCACAGGAACACAUGUAUCUCAAAGCAAAGAUAUGAUUAGCAGUCCUGAGGAUCGCACAAUAAGACAAUUUAGGGAGAUGACAUUUCUGCUUGGUGAAAUUAUCAGGAUGCGCCUGCUAAUAUUACUCAACAUCAUGUAGUUGAAAUUAAGCCGGUAUGACAUUCGGCAAUUCAGAGGUCAUGCAGUAAGAUUUAGCUUUUCAUUGUCCUUUUCAAGUGUUUAGUUAGAUGUAGUACAGUUUCUCUGCAUGGUAUUCAAGUUCAGACUGAUUGCUCCACUUGCAGAACUCUGGUUAAUUCUACCAUCCAGCUCUGCACACUGUCAUAUGGUGGGCAUUAUCACACACAGGUAAGGUGUAGGACAGGCCCGGUGAGUUAUAGGUGGUGUCCCGCUGGCCUGUACUAUGGGCCAUACUGACAGAGCCAAGACUAGAUAGACCAUUCAGGACAUAGUGCUUUAUGUAGCCACUUAACUAGCAAGUCAAUGGGUGUCACAGCUGAUUGCCAUAGAGUACUUUGUGGCCACUUACCUAACAAGCCAAUGGAUGUCACAGCUGAUUGCCAUAGAGCACUUUGUGGCUACUUACCUAGCAAGCCAAUGGAUGUCACAGCUGAUUGCCAUAGAGCACUUUGCCCCAGAAUUAGAGAUUAGCAGGUUUAUUCACCAAAGUGUGAACUGACAGGAAUUAAAUGAGAAUGUAAAAACGUUAGGCCAAAAUUACAGAUAUUUGGAUUGGGUUUGUAGCUUUAAUUUUUUGCUGACGUUAUAAUAACUGCAAUUUAUGGGGGGGGGGGUGUCAAAGGAUGAAACACUUUUUUAAACCAUGGACCUAUUGUGACUAAACAAUCAUGUUUAACCCCUUAAAAACAUAUGAUUGAAUGUGUGUAUCAUACUGAACUUCUACUUCUGAAGCUGUGUCCUUAAAGGGUUAAUGGUAGCUGUUAGCUGUAGACUUUUAAAUACUUACUGUGUAAACUGGACCAGCUCUUCAUAUCAUGCUUGGGGACACCAUCUACUAAUGUUGAAUUGUAAUGCAAUUGUUACACAUGUUAAUUAAUCUAACCCUCUCACCCUCCCUUUUUGACCACCAUGCCUGGAUGCUAGUUUGCACAAGUAAGACUACUCAUGCUUCUUUUUAAUGCAUGCUUUCUGAGUAUAAUGUUCGCAUGCAAUCUGAUUUCUGUAGUGCCACUUUUAAUGUUAAAUUCUACCGAAUGACCUGAUAAAUCACCUUUAGAUCAGUAAUGUGGGCUAAAAUUGUUAAAUGUCCAAAUAAUAAUAAUAAUAAAGUUUCUUGAUUUGCAUUUGAUUUAAUUCUGAUUUUGGAUUUAAUAAUAAAAUAAUCAAGUAAUCAUUACAUCUUUUGCUUUUUACACUCAGGAACUUUGAAAAUUUGAUUUUGUGAAUAUUGUCAAUGCCACAGUAAAUCUACAUUUGAUUAAACAUGAAUAAUGUUAACUUUGCUAUUUUAAAGCCUAAAUCUUGGCUAAUGAUCGUUAUACUGAUUGUUGGUGCUGAGAUUGUAUGUUUUUUUUUUUGUUCUAUGGAAAAGUUUAAAGGAUCACUCUUACCACUAACAACUUUGCAUCAAUGCAAAGGGUAUGAUGCAGAGAAACAGAGUGCCCUGUCUUGUCUAGUGUGGCUGAAAACUGCAGCUUUGUUUGCUUAAUGACACUGGAUGACUGACUGCAAAGUAUUUACUUCCCCUCCAAGAUCAGGAGUGGUCAAGUCAAUGCUUCAAGCUGAAUGAUUUCUGCACACACAAUUUGGACCGACAUCUCGCCCCUCCCUUUUCUGUUCCAAGUACAUACUCACAGCCCAACGCACAAAACUGUGAACAUAACUUUAAAUAAGUUGGUAACUGCUUUUAUAUAGCUGUUAUCAGUGUGCUGUUUUGCUCAUCCUAUAUGAUCUGUGGAACUGGAGCUUAAAGAUAAACCUGUGCUGCAUAGAAGGGUUAAUGCGAUAAGAAAACAGAAUGAGAGGAUCCUGUUUGGAACCUCUACCUUUUUUGACAGCGGCCUGCCAACAGCUGCAGCUGCCUGUGCAUGUGGUACAGUUUGUGUUUUUGGAACCUAAAAGGCAAGUAUUAUAUAUUUUUUGUUCCCACGCCACAUGCAAAGCUAUUUUACCGUUUAAAAAUAAAUUUUAAAAAAUACAAUGUAAAAUGUAUUGGCAGACAAUUACAGCUUAUCAACACUUCCAUCUCAACAGGAGACUCUUCUCCUGUGAAGACUAAAACAUUGAUACACUGUGAUUGUCUGCUUUUGGAUUUAAUAAAGCAGUAAAACUUGAUUUAAAGCAUAUACUUGUUUGAUAUAACUACGGCUGGUUGCUGCACCAUGGUAAGCACAGAGUAACUAAACUAUGAGCUCAGUUCUUGGGACUAUAUAUGUAUUGGAUUAGCCAUAUCCAGUAGACAAGAUACCAAAGUAUUGCAGUAUGAAAUGAUUACUUUUUUUAUUGAACAUAAUGCUUAAAGACAAGCUUUUGAGAAUUGUCCUCUUUCUCAGGUCUGAAACAAUACUGAUCAGUAUGAUAGAGUAUGACUCUUAAAACAGCUGAUGCUAGAAAAUGGGAGGGUGGCGAGUGGGGUGUCAUAAAUGGCAAAAGAUGGGCCGGAGCGUAAAAGCUGCAGAUUGGUUGAAAAUAUCCAGGACAUGUAAAAAGAGAAGAGUCAAUUUGCUUAUUAAAACAGCAGAGAAAGGCAUACAAAUGCACAGCUGCAUGACACCUGGCCCUCCUCUUCUCUAACAUCAAUUGUUUUAAAGUGGCUCUGUCACAUAAAACUUACCUUUCUUUUGUUGUUUCCUCUUCUCUUCCUCUUUCAGAUUCUGUCCUUUUCUUCAUUUCUGAUUUAUUUAUCUUUAAAACACAAGAUUAAGUAAGGACUUGACAAAGGGUGGAGCUCAAGGCAAGCUUCACACUUGUUAGCUUCAUGAUGAAAGUGUAGCUUGCCUCAAGCUCCUCCAUUUUGUCUUAGUUGUCAAGCAUAUGAAUACUACGUAAGACAAAGUAAUUUCUAAUUUGUCCUAUGUUCUAAAGAGAACUAGAUCAGAAAUGAAGAAAAGAAGAACAGAUUUUGUAAGCGGAAAUGAAGAGGAAACAAUCGUAACAAUUUAAUGUUUUGGGGGUGACCGAGCCACUUUAAAUGUUAUACUCGAUCACAGUGCUCCUCCAGCUAUUGUCAUCCUCCAAGACACGCCAAACUUCUUCCAAGAAAUCCACAGCACACCACAGGCAAAAAUAUAUAAAUAAAGAAUAGGAGUAAUAAAGUGCAUACACAGAACAGUGUCACUUUGCCCCACAGAACAUGGCACAGUCAGUUUUCCAAUUAAAAAUACACCACAGUCAGUUAUCCCAUUAAAAACAGUUUACCUAUGAAUAAAUAUCACAGUAAGUUUGCCAAUUAGUAAAUACAACAGUAGGUUUGCCCAUUAAUAAGUAUCACAGUAAUUGUGUGAGUGUAGUGUGAGAGAGUUUCUGAGGUAGGAUAGAAGCUGACUUUUGUGGGGGCUGAGAGGGGUGCAGCUUUUUAUGUAUUUAAAAGAAAUUUUUUUUUUUUAAAUUAGUUCAUUUUUUUAUCUGUGGCCAGGGGGGGGGGGAAACGAUGGCGCAUUCCAUGUUGGUCUGCUGGCACUGUAGUGGCUAUCGCCCUUCCCCGCUUCUCGUGAGCCCCAGCAGGACCAUGUGGAUUCAAGCAUUGCGUUGGUAACUACGGCAACGCUUUGAAAGCCGGGACUCUGUGAUCUUUCUUACCGGGUCUGUAUGUAUGUAAGGUAAAGAGUUGUAGUCCACCAGCUGCUGGAAAUUUACAUUCACUAUAUAGUUUCACCUGCAGUUUGACCUAUUUAGUGGUCUCUUAAGUGUCCCUGAUUUGAGCUUGCAUCCUGUGGCUAAGCUUUAUGGAUGCACUUCAUGUCCGUGGCACACAAUAAUUCUAUAUCUUCCAUUAUUAUAAGACCAGUGUAAAUGUAUUAUUACUGCAAUAUUGCAAAGAGUAAAACAAGUUUCACUGUUCAGAAGAAGUAAACAUCAACUGGUAAUAGGUCUUACUAACUUGCAUUUGUUUAAGUGAUAUAACCAAGACCUCUUGAAUGAAUGUGGAAAGCCUGGUAAGAUUAUAUUCAUAUGUUUUUUUGUUUGUUUUUUACACUGCUUAAACCACCUUUUUGCUAGCUUAGUUUAACCCAAUCUAUUCAAUAUUUAAUGACGCACAUUAGUUUGCUUUAAUAUCUCCUGCUUCAUCACUUCAAUCAAACCUGCACAUGGAAUAACUUGCUUAUACUAAAUCUAUACAUACAGAUACUUGGAUCUAAUCCUUAGUUCUUCACAAUAUCUGGUUCCCUUUGUUUUAUCUUUUUAUCUAUCCCUUAUAUUAUUUCAGGUGACUUAAAGGUAGGCAGACAAUGUAAUAGAGCAGCAGGAAAUGCUAGCAGAAUGCUUGGUUGUAUAGAGAGAGGUAUUAGCAGUAGAAAGAGAGAAGUGCUCAUGCCAUUGUACAGAACACUGGUGAGACCUCACUUGGAGUAUUGUACACAGUACUGGAGACCGUAUCUUCAGAAGGAUAUUGAUACUUUAGAGAGAGAGUUCAGAGAAGGGCUACUAAACUGGUUCAUGGAUUGCGGGAUAAAACUUACCAGGAAAGGUUAAAGGAUCUUAACAUGUAAGACGAGACAGGGGAAUAUGAUAGAAACAUUUAAAUACAUGAAGGGAAUCAACACAGUAAAGGAGGAGACUAUAUUUAAAAGAAGAAAAACUACCACAACAAGAGGACAUAGUCCUAAAUUAGAGAGGCAAAGGUAUAAAAAUAAUAUCAGGAAGUAUUACUUUACUGAGAGAGUAGUGGAUGCAUGGAAUAGCCUUCCAGCUGAAGUGGUAGAAGUUAACACAGUGAGGGAGUUUAAGCAUGCGUGGGAUAGGCAUAAGGCUAUCCUAACUAAAACAUAAGGCCAGGGACUAAUGAAAGUAUUUAGAAAAUUGGGCAGACUAGAUGGGCCAAAUGGUUCUUAUCUGCCAUCACAUUCUAUGUUUCUAUCCUAGCAAGUGACUUUGCAAUGCUUUCAAAAUGUGGCUAAAUUUACAGAAAUUAUCAUAGAAGAUUGGCUUUUUUUCAAAUCCCCGCCAUAGAAUAUUUUGUUUUGAUCUUUCUGCAGAAAAUGGCAAUAAUGUAAAGUAAAACCCAUGUCUUCAAAUGUUACAAUGUACAUGGUCUAGAAAUGCUAAGUAUAAAACUUGCAAUUCUGUCUUAAAGCAUUUUUUCUUUCUACUUCCAAGUACUUUUAGCUGUUUGUUGUUUUUUUUAACUGUACAUGAGGUACUGUAAGCUUAUUAUAAAGUUGUUGCAUGUUUUAAUCUUCUAAUACAUUUUUUUUUUGUUUGUUCUUUCUUCCUUCUUUUAACUUAUGUUUGUUUUGUUAUUUUUCUGUCACCUCUUGGGAAAAUCUGCAAGGAGCUGGUAAGCAGUCUGCUAUUGUCUGCAUCUUAUGUUGCUGUACUUGGACUGCUGUGUGUCUGUUUUGUGAUGCUUCUUUCCAUUUAAAUUUUACUCAUAUAACGUCGUUCUCAUGACUGCAGACUAUAUGUAAAAAUAAAUGAAUGCAAGUAUCAUGCUUCUAACCUCUGUAAUAAACAAGGCGUUCAUCAAAUCAUCAGGAUUGUUGUGUUCUUCAAAAUCCACUUGCGGACAUUGUUUAUUUAAAAUCCGUUACGUGAAACAGGUUUGAGUGAUAGAUGUUAAUAUGCGUGUCUAUGUAUGUAUAUAAUAUAUAAUACUGAAUACAUACAUACACACAUAGGAUUGAGUCAAAUGCCUUUUGGGGAUGCACACGCAUCUCUAAGAAUUGGCACAGUUGUUGCUGGUGACUGUUGUCUUACUUGUGUAUAAGCUAUAGUAUGCCAUCUUUAACUUAUGUAUUUUUCCAGUUCAGACACACUUUAAACAUACCUCUGAUCCCUUAAUUUGUGUUUGAAAUGCUCUUGCAUAUCUGCUUACACAUCCACUGCAGGUACCAGACUUGUACUAUGUCUUUGACAAUCUUUAUUUUUGCGUUUUUCAGUUUUUGUUAAGUAGUCCAAACAGAAGGAAUACCAAUAGCGUGCCAAAUACAACUGAGCAUUUGUAGAAAAGUGAGCACAUCUACAUAAGAGAACAAUCAUUAGGGUUACCUUCUCCUACCCAUCACACUUCCCUCCCCCACCCUUUACUUCUUAGAACAAUAUUCUAGAGCUGUUUUAACAAUAAACAGUGAUAAAGCAUAAUAGCAGUUUAAGGAAAGAAAGGGGAAAAACAAUAAAAAAAAAACCUUUUUUUAUAUAAUAUACUUUACGGCUUUGAUCCAUAUGCAUAUAGGUGCAAGAUUGUCCAUUUGCUAAAAUAGCAUAAACAUACAUAAUAGGGAACAGUACAUUUAAAUUACUUAAAGGGACUCUGAGCACCAUUAAUAUGCUUUAAUUUAUUAUUUAAAAUGUAUUUAUUUUUUUCUUUCUCAAAUCUUUAUCAUUUGUGCACAAAAAAAUAAAUGGUUGACAGAAUAAGCCUGCCAACUUACUCAAGCCCAUCACUCCAUAAAAAUAUUUCAAAUGUAGAUACAGAGUUCAGCCGUUGAACGCAGAGUGAUCUGAACUACAAAUAACCUGCAUUAGAAGAAGACACUUGGGCAGUCAUGUAGUAAGGAUAUCACUACCUAUGCUGGGUGCAUACGUUUGAUAAUGAAGUCUUUCUGGCUUGAAGGGGUGUAACCAAAGAGGCAGGUUUAUGGCGCAGUAUUCUGUAUUUUUCCAUUUGGAUAGAGGCUAUACAACACUAGCAGGGAUUUUCCUCCUGGCCUCCCAUUGGACAGGCAGAAUUGAUCCUAUUAAAAAUAAUCCUUAAAUUGCCCUGAGCCGGGAGUGUACCUGUAAAUCGAAACCUGUAACAUUAGAUUAGUCCCUCUAGCAGGCUAUACCCACUUGUCUUGUGUAUGAUUGUAAAAAAAAAAGGCCCUUUUUAAAACUUCAGUUUUGUCUGCGGCACAGUGUUUGAUAUCCACUGAUGCCUGCCAUUUUUAGAUCAAUUACAUUUAGAUUGCCAUUAGUUUAUGUGAUCUAUUUAUUAAUGUUAGCUAAUUAAUGGUACUCAUUUGGUUUAAUGAAGUAUUAAAUCAGUUGAUGGUGAAUAAAGGACACAGAGGAUUUUUUCAGCCCUGUUGGAGAGAAUUGAGAUGACUAAAAAUGACUGAAUUUGCUAUCGCAAAUUUGACAGUUUAAUGAAUAAAUGAAUUGUGACUGACAUCAUUACUCUGAGAUAAAGAUAAAGGAAUUUCACAGCUGGAGCUCUGUCUUGCUCAGAAAUGCUGUCAUCGCCCCACUUCUCUAAACCCCCCCCACCCGUUCCCCCACCGCCUUGAUUUCCAAUAAUGUAAAGGCAUAAGGCUGCAAGGUUUAGUAAGUAAAGGGCUGAAUUGUAGCAUCCAGAGCAGAAGAGGAGGGAAGGCCCUAGGCUGAGCAUUUUGCAGUAGCAGUGCCCUACGGAUUCCUGGUUUUCUGGAUUUAGCCCACGUGCAAACUUCUUAUUUUAAAAUCUGUGACUUUUUGGGAGACCCAAUUUCCAAAACAGCUACUGUGUAAUUACGAACUCCCAUGAGCAGUGAGCCUGUAUUGUUAUUUUUUCAUGACCACAUACUGUACAAUAUAAAACCUGUUAUUGCCUAUUCUAGACUAACAUUGGUGAACCUCAUAUUUCUGCACACAAUGAACAUACAAAUGUAGAAACAAAUUAUUUAAAAUGACAUAUUUCUAUUGUAUGUUUUUUUUUCUCCAUAAAGAUAUCUGUAGUGAAGUUUAUUCCUGCAGGAAUUACUGGUGAAAUGGGCCCCGUACAAUGUUAGGAGUUGUAAAAUAAGGCUACACCACCAACCUAUAACACUUAUAGAGCUACUGCAACCAAAUAACAGUAUUUUAAUAAAACACAAUUUUUGGCUAGAUUAAAGCUUCCUAUGCUGGACCACCCACCUUCCCCAAAAGCUAAAACGUACCUAAAAAACAACAAGGCAACCAAGUCAAGGCCUGAUCUUCCUUCUCUGCCAUCAAUCCACCUUGCUGUUGAGGGACGCAUGUAGGAGGAGGACAUGAACAGGUGAUGCCUGUCUCAAGCGUGCUGUGUGGGCUGAUGUCAGACAUCCAAUAUGCAAAGAAAUCACAUUAGCCAGGUACUAUGACCACUUCAAAUCACUGAAGAGGACAUAGUGCUUGGUAUCCCCUUUGAACCUUUCAGGGCAAUUAGUAAAGGAAUCCUUUCAAAUGCAACCCCUUUAAUAGUUUUCAUUUUUUUUAAUUCUCAUCCGACCUCUAGAUGGCAGUGAAUUGAGCAGUGAAUAAGCAUUGGGUUUGGUACCUCACAUUAAAAUUUUCCCUUUUUUAACCUUCCUAGAAAGACAAUAGAUACACAUUUCAUUUCCUGCUAAUAUUCUUUGCAUUGUUCUAUCUGCAUGGAUGCCUGAAAUUGCUGUAAUCCAAUUCUUUCCAAAUUGUUUUAUAAUCUGAGAGCUAUGCAAUGCUAUUAUUGUAACAAGAUGAUUUUGUUUUUGUUAAGAUAAGUGGCAUGCUUGUAUUAACUUGCCUAUUGUACAUUGUCUUAUCUUUGUGUUGGUUACGGAACGUAUAUUUAAAUAAUGCAGCUAUAUCAUGUUUAAUUUGAUAAUGCAGCAAUAAACAUAUUUAGAUCUAUCAUAAAUACUUAAUAAUGAACGUGUUGUGAAUAUUAGUGAAAUUUUCCCGGAUUAACACCACAAAUGAAUGUUCUGAUUAUUAUUUGUGUUAAGUUAUUUAAUUUUAUACAUACAAAUCAAAAUAGUUUUUUAGAAUGACCCUGUUACAUAUUAUUGUGGGGAUUGUAUACCUAGGUUUGAUAAUUUUUGUAUAUUUUGUAUGAGAUUUCUUGAAUAUGCAAAAACAAAUUAAGGUACAUAAUUCUGUUGUUUAUGAGGACUACUUACCAAGAUGUAGUAUAAAUGGACAUUUUUUCUUGUUGUUUUAUCUGUUAAGUAUUGGAGAACUCAGAUUGUUGAUUGUCAAUGUUUUUAUAUUGGUUUGAUAAUACAUUUUAAGUUAUUAAAAAAUUAAAUUUCCAUAGUUUUCUGAUGAUUGUAAUAGGUUCUCCACUAUACAAAAUACCCUUUCAAACUAGCAUUCCCUGAUUUCUACAUUAUAUAUUAUCAUAGACAAAAUGCCUGGCUUUCUGCAAUUUGAAAAGGAGUGUUCACUCAUUUAACUAAUUAUUUUAUUUAGGAAGAACUGACUAGCACCAGUGUAGAGCAUAUCAUUGUCAACCCCAAUGCAGCAUAUGACAAAUUUAAGGACAAGAAAGUUGGCACCAAGUGUUUGGGUAAGUCAUUUUUCUUAAAACAUGUGGUAGAAUUAUUCUAAAAUCUAUUUUUUUUAUAAAGCUUGAUCCAAAGAUAAAAUUUAAAGGGUCAAUUCAAAUUCACACAGUUAAAUGCCAAUUUCUUUAUCAUGUGCUAUCCCGAAAGCAUUUCUACAUGGCUGUAGUGAUCUGGAAAGGAGCCAUCUUCUUACAUGCCUGCCAAAGCUCUGCACAUCGGAUGGCAUUAUUGUGCCUCUAAAAAACCCAAAAAGACAAACCUAUUUAAGUUGAUCUCAUUUGUAUUCGCAACUAAAUAUCAUAAGUUCGUAAUAACACAAGGUGCUUAAGUUAAGAUGACACUAUAAUACAACAAUUUUAGUGCUAAUCUAAAACACAAUGCGCUGUGAGCAGUGGUAAUGUCACUCUUAAUAGAAAGUGUCAGCGCUUCAAAAAAAUCUAUCCUUAAUAGUUAAAAAAGGAAAAGUUACUGAUAUAAAACCAAAUGUUCUUGUGGGUGUAUUAUUAAUACACCUGCACGAUAGUGAAUAUGUCUUGAUAAAAUAGAUUCACUGGAUACCUGAUGUCAUCAUCAGGAAUAGGCUGAUGUUGAUAAUCCACAGCUUAAUAAUGCAGAUUUGGUAUAGCAAAAAUUAAUAUAAGUGGGAUGUCAUCAAACAGUUUAUUUGUAAAUAGAAAAGCGUCUUAUUUGUGGUGAUAAAAAUAUAACACGAAGUAAUAAUAAAAUAUAUCCAAAAGUGGUAUAAAAUCGUAGCCACUAAUAAGUCCAGUACAGGCAGUUGAGCAGUUGAGUUACCUUUCUGUUGAGGCAGCUAUAGUAGUGGAAAGUUCUCUCUUUGAGCCGCACAAGGAAUAAUGCAACCGGGGGACGUAGGAAUCUCAGACCGCUGAACAAUACCGCUGAUGCCGGAAAGAUGCAGGAUAAAUGAAGAAUAAAUGAAGAGAUGGAUUCUCAGCUCAUCAAUGCGUUUCACCCGUGUGUUAAAAAAAAAUAUACACUGCCUUAAUAUUCUAAAAACAUUCUUUAAAGUACUUCACAGAUGGUACCUAGUUCCAACUAAAUUGGCUAAAAUAUCUCCGACUAAUUCUCCACUUUGCUGGAGAUGCUUAGCCAAUGAAGGAUCUAUGCUACAUAUUUGGUGGAAGUGUCCAUGAAUAAUUACAUUCUGGGACUCGAUAUAUUCCACAAUGUCAGUUUUUAAUAUAAACCUAAGGAAAUCCCCAGAAACUGGCCGCCUUCAUCUUAAAUGGGGCAAACUCCCAAAAAACAUCAAAUAUUGAUUCUACACUGUCUUAUGUCUGCAAAAAUGAUCAUCGCAAGAUCUUGGAAACAAAUAUCAACGCCAGAUUUUACUCCGUAUAAAAAAACAACUUCUAUUCCAACUUGAAAUGGAAAGGGGAGUUUCCUACUCAAACGAUAACUUAAAGGACCACUCUAGGCACCCAGACCACUUCAGCUUAAUGAAGUGGUCUGGGUGCCUGGUCCCUCUAGGAUUAACCCAUUUUUUUUAAUAAACAUAGCAGUUUCAGGGAAACUGCUAUGUUUAUAAAUGGGUUAAUCCAGCCCUCAAAUCCUCUAGUGGCUGUCUCAUUGACAGCCACUAGAGGCGCUUGCGUGAUUCUCACUGUGAAAAUCACAGUGAGAGCACGCAAGCGUCCAUAGGAAAGCAUUGUAAAUGCUUUCCUAUGAGACCAGCUGAAUGUGCGCGCAGCUCUUGUCGCGCGUGCGCAUUCAGCCGACUGGGAGGAUCGGAGGAGGAGAGCUCCCCGCCCAGCGCUGGAGAAAGGUAAGUUUUAACCCCUUCCUCUCCAUCCAGCGCAGCGGGAUGGGGACCCUGAGGGUGGGGGCACCCUCAGGGCACUAUAGUGCCAGGAAAACGACUAUGUUUUCCUGUCACUAUAGUGGUCCUUUAAACUAUAUUCACCAUUACGAUCAAUGGAUUAAAAAGAUAAGGGAAACAUUUUAAUAAUUUAUUAUGAAUUGGAAACCUGUAAACCUUGAUAUACUGUGUCUCUCUAUAUAUAUAUAUAUAUAUAUAUAUAUAUAUAUAUAUAUAUAUAUAUAUAUAUAUAUAUAUAUAUAUAUAUAUAUAUAUAUAUAUAUAUAUAUAUCCGUUAACCGGAGAACUAUACUAGCAAUAUUAUAUAUAUUUAACUUUUGUAUUGUAUUGUCUAUGUAUAAUAUUUUUCUUUCAAUGUUGUAUGUAUAAUAUAAAAUAUAAUAAAACAUUUAAACAUUAUAAUUAGCUUGUAGCAUCCUAUAAUUAUGGCCUUGUCCGUCUCCAAAAUUAUCCGAGUUUGCAGUGUCUGUACAAGAACCCUAGCUGAAAACAUGGCUUGUUUCUUAUUGAACAUUAUGCAAGGUUUUUGAAAUAUUUCCAAUGAAUGCCAGGUGUUUCAAUGUAGAAAACCGUAUUCAUGAAAGAACAUUGCAUAUAUUAACUAAAUCCUGGAUUCCUCAGAAAAGUGAACCUUUGCCUCCAAGGAUCACUCGAAGCAUCAUAAUCAAUACAGCCUGCUGCAGUUUUUAGCAAACGUUUGCCCUCUUCCAUGGGUUCCCGCUGGGCUCUGAGACUCCUAGUAUCUCUGGUGAUGGGCUUCUGUCUUCUGCAGAGCUGAGCAAACAAAUUCAAUUGCCAUUCAUUUAUUGAGAGCAUCAGCUGACUGAAUUGCACACUCUGCAUGAAAGUUUUCACAGAAUUUACAUUUGCCAGCCUGGAACUCUAGUUCUGUAUUGGCUAAUUGGCACCUCUAUGAUACUAACAGGGGUGGAGUUACAUGCAAUCAAAGUAGAUGAAUUUGCAGCAUGACAGGAUGAAAUUCAGGCACCAUGACCAUUUAAAAUCAAUUUGUAUGAGAUAUUGAUUGAAUUAUUUUCCCCUUGUCAGCUCUGCGCUAUCUAGUCAGUAAAUGACUAUCUGGUCAUUAUCAUGCUGCAAAAAGAUUGUCCAACUAGCAAUCCUGAGGCCAAUCAAGCCAUGGUGACCUUAUAGGAGCCUUAGAGAUAUCCAGCAUUCCCCAAUAAAGCUUCCCUGCCCGUGACAGUGUCUCCUCCAUGGUAAACCAUGGAAACCACACACACACAUCUCAUAGUCACCUCAAAUACUUUGUUACAAGACCAACAUCCACUCCUCAUAAAAUGCCAAAGCAAAAAAAAAAAAAUAUUGUGCUCUCCUAACACUAAUUGUUUGUAGCAGCUCUUUCACUUAGGGCAACUUUAGACCUUCACUGAUUAAUGCUUCAGAUUGGAAUUGAUUUGCUUCUGUUGAAAAGUUGAGUUAUUGUUUGAUAUGAUCAGUAUCUUACAUUUAAUUUCUCUUCUAGAUUUCUCAGAUCGAAUCAGCAAGUCAAAGCGAACUGGUUAUGAAUCAGGGGAGUAUGAAUUAGUAAGUAGAAGUGUAAUUAAAGGGACUAUUCAUACUGAAAGUGAUUCCCCCUUUUAAUAUGUUGAAGAAAUAAUGCAUUUGUAAAACAACUGUAAAAAGACACUCACAUUUUUGAGGUUCCUGCUGAAAAUCCACAGUAAAUUUUCAUCCUAUUCAGUUGCUCCCAUGAUUAUCCAUGUGAUUAUCACAUAUCCCAUAAGCCAUUGCACGUUAAUUGUUUGUGACAUUUGUUAUUCAGCUCCCAGUUUCUUAUGAAAGCUGUAAACUGUCGAGAAGGUCCAUCCAAAGUUAGCUACAUUCAUGAAUAAAGCUUUUUGACCAUGUUAACAAAAAGAUGCAUUGCAGCUUCCCUUUACUUGCAAUGUUGUUUUAUUCUCAUUUUUAUGAAUUAAAGGAUGUCUUUAGGGUUCCUCUAUUGAACGCAUUGUAUAAAUUACCAAAAUUGUUACGUUAUUUACUUUUAUGAUUUCUCUUCAGCUUGGAGAAGGUGCUGGAGUAAAAGAAACUCCACAGCAGAAAUAUCAGAGGCUAUUGCAUGAAGUCCAAGAGUUGACUGAGGAAGUUGAAAAAAUACAGGUGGGUUUUCUUAACUGCUAUAUACAGUGGAAUAUUUUAAACUCUCUCCCCUUCCCUCCCCUCACAUCCCAAUGUGUUUUACAUAGGGCCCCAUACUACACUAUACUUCUCGCUGUCAACCCCACCGCGAUCGCUUUAGGCCCUCGCCAUAGUAAAGCAUUGCUGGAGUUUGUACUGUUGCUGGAUGUCCUCAUGCAUCAGUUAGGCUACCAAAAGUUGCCUAGCAAGCAGUAAGUGCCUCUAGUGACUGUCCGAUUGAAAGGCUCCCUAGAGGCAGUCUUAGUCCUGCAAUGUAAUUAUUGCAAUUUCCUUAGAAACUGAAAUAAUUAACACUUCAGAACUAAGGGGGACAGGGUCACUGAAUUCAGACCGCUCCAAUGAGCUGAAGUGGUCUGCAUGUCUAUAGUGUCCCUUUAAUAUAAUUAUACAUAGAUUCAAUUCUAGGUUUGGCUUAGAAUUUGCUUAAUGUGCAGUGCUAAUUUGAACAUCUCUGCAAAAUAAUUUUAUACCAUAAGUUUAGUUCCUAAUGCUCUGUUCUUAAUUAAAUUUUGAUACCAAGUAUAUUGUGAAGAAUCUUUAUUAAAAAAUCAGUUUUCGAGAACUAACAGCUGCUUGUCAAAAAUGAUAAUGUAGCAGUAGUGUACAAAAAAACAUCAUUAAACAAAGGAAAUCAUUUGCUUGAUAGAAUUGUGAUUGAUGAGAACAAGACCUCAGUGGAAGGAGACUGGAAAAAGGGGGAAUGAUAUCAAGUAUAAUGCAUAUGAUUACUUUUUGGCAUAAUAUCUAAAUUGUCCAAUAUUUUCCAUCAAUGACAGCUUAUAGCUGUUGUGUUUCAUGAACAGUUGUUGGAUAAGUGGGUCAUUCUAUUGAUUAACUCCUUAGACCUUGUAUUCUUACUAUCCUUUUUACGUACAUAUUAAUUUAUUUUUACGUCCAGAGCACUGUCAAAGACUCUUCUGCAGAAGAGAAACUGAGCCCAGUGGCAUUAGCCAAACAGGUAGCUGGUUUAAAGCGGCAAUUGGUGUCCACGCAUUUGGAGAAAUUGUUGGGUCCUGAUGCUACUAUCAACCUUACAGAUCCAGAUGGAGCACUUGCACAGUGAGUGAUCAUUGAUUUUGCCUACCAUUAGUAUAUUUUUCCUGUGAGAGGCUAAUUAGUUUGUUUAAACAUCAAACAUCGAAUAAAAGAGACAGUCUCUGCACUUUAACCAUUUCAUUCACUGAAUUGGGUAAAGUGCAUGCUGUCCCCUGGCAUUCUCCCUCUAUUCAGUGUUAAACCACAGCACAGCCCCCAAGGGAAUUAUGGCUAAAGCAGAGAUUACUCUUCCUUACCGAUACCUAUUCACAACAGUCGGCUGACUGAUAACGGUAAGUUGAAACAGCCAAUCAGUUAAUCACUGCUGCUUAGACUAAUGCUUCCUCAUUAGUCCAAACAGCACAGAGGGGGGUGGGCUACUUGAGACUAUCAUUAGCAUUAGGGGUGGGGGGGUGCCUUUGUUUUUGUUUUUGUCUAGUCUAUGACAUGGAGAUAAACUUCCAUGAUAAAAAAUUAUCUUAUUCUCCUUCAGUUUUUGAUCAAUAACAAUAAGUUUUCAGUUGUCGAUUUUCCUUGAGUCAAGUGAAAUAUCAUUGAAUGGGUCAGGAGUUUGAGUAGAAAAGGUUAGUUAAGCGCAAGUUUGGCUAACUUGUUUAUGGGUUCAAAUUUGAAUCAGAUUGAGUGUUAAUUUUAGUAUGGAAAAGCUUUCCCAGGUUCAAGGUUAUUAUACAAAAUGUGUCAUUUGACACCCACUGCAUUUAAUUUGUUUUCAAUGAGUUUCAUUAUUUUGAUAAUUUCAUGCAAGUGUAGGUAUAAAAUUAAAUAUUUUCGGGGGGGCGGAGCUAGCAGCCGAGCCUGCAAGACGCAUGAAACCCAAGCUCCGACAUUACAGCAGCAAACUAGCCACGGAUUCCGUAAAAUACACCUCCAAAAGCUGGGAAAAGGCUGCAAGAGACUUAGUACAAUAUGGGGAAACACUCACGAAAACCCCGAGGGUCGUCCGCGGGACAUACCCAGGACAUCGGGCAACUCCUGUCCCAGGCCUGCAGGCCCAAAAUGGCGGACGUCUUUCACACCAUGGGGAUGGAGUCACUCUCUGCCUCAGAGGAUGAAUACUUGAGUGAUAUGCCGACCCCGACACCCCAAAGGAAGCAACAAACAGCGCCACCAAGGCAGUCAGAACCGCCACUAGCCACCAAGGCUGACCUAACAGGCAUGGUGACUGACCUUAAGGCAUUCUUCACGGCUGAAUUGGCAGGCCUCAAGACGGAGCUGAGCACACUUACAGGCCGCAUGAGAGCCACGGAAGACGCAGUCCAGGACCUGAGAGUCCAACAAGAUGCCACGACAAAGAAAACGCUCGAGCUCACAACCUCAUGCUCCCAGCUAAACGCCCGAGUAGGGCAACUCGAAGAUAUGGCGCGACAGAGAAAUGUCAAGGUGAGGGGGAUACCAGACACUGUGACGGCAGAUGAACUGCCAUCCCUCAUAAAGAGACUGCUACAAACCGCCCUACCACCCAAACAGGCCAAAGGACUGACCCUAGAUAGCCUAUUCCGCAUACCAGGGCGCCCAAACAACGUCUCCGCAAGGGAUGUCAUAAUGAGCUUCAAAUCCCGCUCAGACAAAGACGGAUUCCUCCGUGCGGUCAGGAGCCAGACCCCGUACAUUUUCGAAGACAUUACCUUACACUUCUACCAGGACCUGAGCCGCCAGACGCUGCAGUGGCGGGCAACACUGAAAGAAACCACAACUCAAUUGAGGGCGGCGGACAUUCCAUAUAAAUGGGGCUACCCCAGCACGCUAAUUGCCACACAAGACGGACAAAACCACAAGCUGACAGCGCCAGAAGAAGCACCGCGAUUUUUACAAGCUCUAGGCAUUCGUCCAGUGGCAGGCGCCAAGAGGAGUACGACACACCGAUGGGAUGUCGCCAAUAUAACUCCGUUCACCCCAUCGGAGUCGACAGCCCCAGCGGGAAGCAGUGCUAUGCACCCAUCCGGCUCUUAAUAUGGGAAAAGUCUCCCGUCAAACGGAACUCAUGGAUGUACCGGCUAGUUCUAGUUCUAUUUUGGUUGGACUUACUAUGUUUAUGCUACACUGUCAUGUGCAAUGUCCUUCACCGGUUGCGUACAGCUUUUUGUUUUUUUGGCUAGGCAUUUCUGCGCCUACUGCCGCGCCAGGAGUAGGCCACACGGUCAGUAGACUGCUCGCACCUAACACACGAUCCGCACGACACCCAAUCCAUACAGGUCCUCCAACCUGACACAAUCCACAGGACACAGGGGUGACGCAUUAAUGCGGCAGCUACAGAUAGCACAUACUUACACGACGAAACCACCCCCCCCCCCUCCAGACUCCAGGGUUAAGGAGCCUUAAUAUAUAUACAGGACUUUUAAUGCCUCUGGCCGUAAAUCAGGGGACCCAGAACCAGGAACCCAGACCCAAGCUCACCUCAGCCUGACACUAACAUAUCCUGAGCCUGUAGAAUAGGGAGCUGAAUUUAGGAGCUGUGGCCUUUAAACGCAUACUUAUCCUGCUAUGGUCUAACGCUCUUAGACCCUGAGGCAAAUCCACUCACUUGUUCACUACCACACUGCUAACAAGUCACCACAGGGAGCUUUGCCCGUCUUUAUCAUCUGAGAACUGUGCAAUCACUUGUUUGCUAUCUUGUAAAUGUAUUACUUUCUUUUUAAAAACUGAGUGACACAUAUAUUGCCAUUGUUGAACCUGGCAAUCCUGCUUGGGGUACUCUCAGGCGAUUAUAAUAUUAUAUUGGCUACUCACAACAACAAACAGCAUAAUCCUGUUUUAUCAUACUUAACCUAUAACAAAUGUAUACUGUAUAUGUAACCUCAUGGCUUGAUUCUUGUUUAAAAACAAAACAAAAAUGUGCAGUACUAUCGUAUGCCACAAAAUGCCAUUCCUCUUGAAAUGCCUGUUUUUAUUGAGUGGUAUGAGAAGACUGUCUGUUUAACUUGUGCACACAAAAAUAAAGAAUUAAAAAAAAAAAAAAUUAAAUAUUUUCAGCACACUUCUAUCACAUAUUUCAAAUACAUUAUUUGGAAUCCUGGAUUAAACAUAAUCAAACUUCUCUUAAAUUGUUUAUAUCAAAGUUUAAUUUAAAUAUGCAAAAAAGUAUAUGAAUAUCAGCACAAAAAAAACAAAACCUAAUAGGUACAAAUAUACAAAAUAAUAGUUUUUUAUCCAGCAGAAGAAAAUGUGUUCCUCUACCAGAAAAGACCAAAAAUAACUAAAACAGUUACUUGAGUUAAGUGAACAGUGAUUGUAAGUGGAGUAUUUUCAAAACUGCUAAAUUAAUACACAUGGAAAACAAAUACAUUUACAAAAAAAGAAAGAAAAUACAAAAUAGUGUAAUAUUGCUAAAUACAAUAUGUGAGAAAUAGCGGUAUCAGGGGUUUGCACUCACAAGUAAAGAAAUUAAAAACACAAUAGUACAACCUUUUAUGUAAUGAAUAUGGUUAGACUAAGAAUCAGACUCACAUAAGCUAGACAAGGGGCUCAUUCGAAAAGCACCUAGAGGUUGUAGGUAGCUGGCACAACCUCAAAAAAGCCUCCUGGACACAAAAGGUAUUGCACAGGUACUAAGUCCCAAAAGUGUAUUCAAAUAAUAAAAGUAUAUACAGGUGGUCCUCAUUUAGCGACCUACCUGUUUUAGAGCAGCUCGCACUUCCGACCAGGCGUAAGUGCGAGCCGUCCUGGGGAUUCCCUGCUCUCGUGCGCAUGUCUAUGGUCGGAGGAAACUUCCCCGAACAUAGACGAACGCACCAGAGCAGGGAAUCGAUUACAUCCUCACUUACCGACCAAUUCGUUCUACGACCGGGUCAUAGGAACGGAACCUUAUCGGUAAGUGAGGAUUGUCUGUAGAAUAAAAAAAAAUUAACAUUAAGCCAGAACGCGUUUCACCUCUUCACAAUGAGGCUUCCUCAGUUGGCAAUGAUUUAUCACAAUAAAAUCAGCACAGGGGACAUUCAUUAAAGUCCAAUCCGCUUCCUACUUCAUUAUAGUAAUUAGUUACAGAAGUGAGAAGAUUGGUAGAUUCUCAGGAGCUGCCUUGGUUCCCUUCCUCGUCACAUGAUCAGGUCCACUGUCCCGAUUUUUGUGGCCGUUGCUUCAAUCUUUGCCUGCAUGUGUAACAUUGGAACACAAAUGUGAACACAAAUUCAAGCCUCUUAUCAUUCUCCUCAUAACAUAGGCCAGCGUGGAUCAUAAUUCGAUGUACUGAGUUUGUGUUUGGGCCAAAUGUCUCUCAUUAUCAAAUAUGUUAAAAUCAGAAAACAAAUAUUAUAAACUCAAUAAUAAAAUUUAUACUUGCUUGGAAUGAACGAACGAGUAGGAAUAUAUACACCAUGGUACCAAGGAAGUAUUAAAGUGACCGUGCACCCAUAGAGAAUAAAAGGCCUGUGUGUAUGUAUAUAUGUGUCAUAAGCAAGCAUAAAUUAUAAAAGUGUAAACUAGUCAAAGGGAGAUAAGUAGAUGACAUUACAUCCAUAAGCUAAAUGCGAUGGAUUAUAACAACUGGGUGGCAACCCUGAAAUGGGGUAGUGGGGGGGAAAAACUGAUAUUGUAUUUUUCACACAUUGUAGACUAUGUUGUUUUUCUUUUUCUAUGAGCAUCAGUUUUGCAGUUUAGAAGAUACUCCAUAUACAAGUACGGCCACAUAUCUUAAAUAUAUGUUUCAAAAUUAAAUUCAGUUUGGUUGUGUUUGAAUAAGUAUUGGUCUUCAAUUCCAAAGAUAUAUAGCUUUUUUUUACCCAAAAAUGCUGACAAGUGUUCCUUACAAUAAUUUGGUAGGUCGUAAAUAAAAAAUAAAUAAAUCUAUUUAUAAUUUACCCUACAUGAAAAAAAGUGUGUGAACAAAACAGAUCUGUUUUGUUCCUUUCUCAAAUAUGCCUGGACUACUGGAACUACCUUCAGUAAAGACACCUUCUUUAUACUGUUUCAUAGAAAUAAACAAUAUAAAAUAAAUGCAAACUAAAAAUGCAUUUCAAGCCCCUUUGAACUAAUUUUCUAUAACAAAAUCCAGUUUCUAAUGUGUCCUUUGGGUCUUUUUCUUUUAGACGUUUGCUCUCUCAGUUGGAUGUUGCCAAAACAAAAAAAGGUCCAGAAGGGAAAAGUCCAGGAAAAAUUUCUACUCAGGACACUGGGAACUUGGUGACCUAUGAGUUACAUUGCCGCCCCGAGCAAGCCAAGUUUUCUCAUUCUGCAAAGGUAAGUUAGGAAAUGGGAGAGCGUCUGGCAUCUCUAAAUGGGAUAAUAUUCAAAAAGCAGACAAAAAAUACGUCUAUCGUCUGUGAGCAUUGCAUGCUGGUGACAAAUGUAAUGAGCUUUGCCUUGCAGGCAGCAUGCCUGCAAGAGGAAGCUUCAGUGCACACCUAUUCUAUCUAUGUGGUCCCUUAUCGCUUAUCGCUCUACUUCCCUCACCAGUCCAGAGUGUGCGCGCGCACAUAUACUCUGAGCCGCUGAAACAGUCCAAUUAGAAGCAUUUAAUUGGAUCUUGGAUCAGGAACCAGUAAUGUGGAUAUAGGUGAGAAGAGCCUAAGCCUUAAAGACAUAAAUCAUAAAAAUAUUAAUUGUGUGGAGACUUCAAGAACUUUCUGACAUAUGGGAGAAUUGGAGGACAAGUCAUUCUAAUGACCAGGUCUCUCUGAUCUCCAAACCAAUCUCCUAUAACUAAUUAGGAUUCUCUAUGUUUGUGUGCUACAUUGAUGCAUGCUUUGGGACAAUAUCUUGCCAAAACAUUAGUUUUGUAGCAUGUAGGUUCUGUUGCAUGUUCUGUAGUUCUGUAUCCUGUAAAUUCAUUAGUAUUUUUCAUGUUAACCAGAGUUCCAACCAAUAUGACUAGUUUAUUUAGUGCUAGCAUAUAGGAAGAACAGAAUUUUGUAUUUACUUGUCCAACAAUUGUAUUACAGGUCGCUGAGAUAGAAAAGCGUCUGGGAGAGCUUGAAGCUGCUGUGCGCUGUGAUCAGGAAACACAGGUAUGUUAAAAUUGCAUCGAUUAAUAAAAUUGUUUGCAAUGUAAUUAAUUGUGUUUAAGAUAAAUUGUUUUCUUUGUUAUUCUAGAAUCCUCUUACAGUUGGGCUCCAAGGUUCUAGUUUGAUGGUAAGUCCUAGACAAAAGCUGUGCUAACAGCAUUGGCCUUGGUGGAAAUGUAUUAUUUUUUUUUUUUUUAAUGUAUAUACAGGAAAUUGUGAUGCCUAGUUUUAAAUGUACAGGAACCACAAGUUGGUUCUGAUAUAAAAAUGGAGAAUGUAAUGACACUUCAGCGCUGCAUAAUAUGUUGGCACUAUAUAAAUAAUAGUAAUUUAGAAUAAAACAAAAAUACUUAAAGGUUGUUUUUUUGCAGAAUAUAAGUUACACUUUUAAACAUCAAUCAAAAAGAUACAGUUCUAUAAUUUGUAGAUAUCACUUUAAAUAAAACCGGAAAAAAACAAAUAGUUUAUUUAUCAGCUAAUGAAAUUAAAGGAAAACACAAAUGUGUAUUCCUGACCCUAUUGUUUUAAAAACGCAAUUUAGGUGUCUGACCUUGUCCCCCUUAAAUAUUAAAUACUCAGUUUAUUGCAGUGCUGCCCCCUCUCCGCCUCUUUGGCAGAGAUUAUCAGAAUUGACAAUCUGAGCCAAUCCAAUGCUUUUCUACAGAAAAGCAUUGGGAGGCUAAUGCACAUGGGCCUCAAAACGCAGAGCUUGCCAAUCCGCAUCUCCUCAUAGAGAGGCAUUAAAUCAAUGCCUCUCUAUGGGGAACGUUCAGCGUCUCCAUGCAGACAGUGGAGACAUUGAGUAUCCGUGAACAUAGUCUGAAGUGAAUGCCACUGAAGGUGUCCCUACUCAGCAAUGUAAACACUGCCUUUUCAGAGAAAAAAAAAUUAAAUGUCUGUAGGGAUAUACUUUACACAACAGAACAACGAUAUUAAGCUGUAAUUUUUCUGGUGAAUACAGUGUCCCAUUAAGUAUCACUUGACUGGAUGGAAAUAUUUAUCUAGAGUCUAUCAGAUGUUCAGUGAUCAACAAUAAAAAUAAUUUCAGUGCACUUUACACACGUAUCCCCAAUAAAGAGUGAGAUAUGGUCACUUACAGAGGGUAUGUCACCUCCUUCCUAUUCAAAAUUAGUAAUUCAAAUAUUUCUAUGUAAAAUACAUUGACUGUUGGAAUUUCACUGAACUUCCAACGAUAUAGUACAACAAAGAAGGGACUUGUAUUUUUCCUUUGCAUGACAAAUGGCAGAGCUACCUUUAUGUCAAGCUUACAGCUGUCUCCAGUGAUGGCUGAGGGGAAGAGUAUCCCGUGGCCUCUCAGAUAAUCCAAACAUGUGCAAGAGUACAACACUGUCGGCAGAAAGAAGGGACAGGUUUGGGUAAGUAUUAUUCACCUUCUCCUGCAUCCACAGAGCAGUCACCGUUGGGGAUCUUUGCAAAUUAUGAAAAGAUCUCAGAGGUUGACAGUCACUUUAAUAAAUUAGAAACUUUAUUUACUGCUCUUUGUCAACCAAGGCUUAAACCAUUCAGACCUACUGCAAAACAUUAAAGUUUUUGUUUGUUUGGACAUUUCAGGGCACUGUUGAAAUUCUUCAGGCCAAAGUAAACAUGUUGGACGUAGCAUCUUUGGACCAAGUGGAGGCCAGGCUUCAGGUAAAUUUACAGCAUUUAUUUAAAUCAAUGACAUAGUUUGUGUUGUUUUUAUUUUUAAAACAUGCUUGAAAUAAAUGUUUUUUUUCCAUUUUGAGUAUAUUUCACUUAAAAUUGGUGGGCAUAUCACAACUGUUGGUUAUAGUGUAUGCUCAGAAAUUCCCCUUCCCACAAGACACACACCCACGCCCCUACACAUUCAGACAAUAUCACCGUAUGUGGUAUAAACUAGUGAACCAUUAUUUCCUACAAGCAUCACAAAGUAUUGUGACCUAGUCUUAUGGUAUAAAACCUUCUUGUUCUGUUUUUUGGUAGCUUUCUGCUGAGGUACAUGAUCAUAUUUACAAAAUAUUAUCCCUGUGUAAUUUCCUGCAUCAAACUUAAGAUUGCUUUUCUUUAGCCCCUAUAUAUGUCUUACCAGUGACUGCAGUAACAUUUAAUAGUCUGCAAAGUAAUAGGAUUUUGUAAUGUUAUCUGUUUCUAUUCAUUGGUCAUUAGUCUGAUCUGUACAUAAGCUUCACAUGUACUCUCAAGAAGGAAAAAUAUUCAUCCAGCAUUUCCUUCAGGUGCAUUUAUAGCCAAUGACUAGCAAAUCAAUAAAUCCAAUAAAAACCCUUUAUUACAUACUAAUUGUAUGAUGAUUGUAUAGUGUGAUUAUUUAAAUUAUGUUUUGUCUUACUCUUAGAGUGUUCUGGGGAAGAUGAAUGAGAUCGCAAAGCACAAGGCAGCGGUUGAAGAUGCAGAUACAGAAAGCAAGGUAUGAACACUUCAGAAAAAAACCCAACACACUUUCUGUGGAAAAUAUUGGCUAGUUUUCAUUGAAAUAACACCUUUCCUGAAGGAACUCGCCAAGCUCUAUAUAGUGAUUAUGGUGCCAGGAGUGCACUAACAACCCAUAUUUAGUAGUCAAAUCGUUUGAGUGUUUUGACUUCUCUCGGGUCUGUACACUGCUCCAAGCCUCCAUUAUGGACUAUGGACCGAUGGAAGCUCCUAAGCAGCGAGCAUCUGCAUUGCCCUGUUAUUGUCAGAGAGCGUCAGCUGAUCGCUAUCCGUCAAUGGAGCUAAGCCCUGCACUGCUUGGUUUAGCUUAGAGAAUUUGGCAACAGAGAAGACUGCAGUGGAGGAAAUAUCAGUGCCCAACUGAUGCCAGGUAAGAAGUUCAAGGACCACUAUAGUACCAGGAAAACAAACUCGUUUUCCUGGCACUAUAGGGUCUAUAGGCCUCCCCACCACCCUCAGGGUCCCAUUACCGCUGGGCUGAAGGUGUUACAACCCCUUCAGCCACUUACCUUUCUCCAGUGCCGGGCAACUCUCCUCUUUCUGCCGAUGUCAGAUCCGCAUGUGUGGCAAGAGCCGCAUGCGCAUUCAAACCACCCAUAGGAAAGCAUUACUCAAUGCUUUCCUAUGGACGUCAGCGUCUUCUCACUGUGAUUUUCACAGUGAGAAGUGCCUCUAGCGGUUGUCAGUGAGACAGCCUCUAGAGGCUGGAUUAGCCCUAGUGUAAACAUAGCAUUUUCUCUGAAACUGCUAUGUUUACAGCUGCAGGGUUAAACCGUUCUAAACUGACUUGACUACUUACAAUGGGGGGAGCCACGGCCUUCCUGGCAAGCUGUAGAGUUUAUAAUGCUUAAAGUGUUCCUUUAAGUAGUAAUAAGCACUGUAUAUUUUGCAAUACUGCUCCCUUUAUGAACAUAUUACAGUGACUUUUAUUUUUUUCCAGGUGCAUCAGCUCUAUGACGUUGUUCAGAAGUGGGAUUCCAUGUCCAGUACAUUACCACAAGUCGUUCAGAGAUUGGUAACAUUAAAACAGCUGCAUGAGCAAGGUAUUGAUCUAUAUCUGGAUGCAAAUUAUGUAUUUAGAGUUUAUAUAUUAUUUAUGUGUUCUCUUCUUGGGGUAGGAUGUAUAACCUGCAAUCUGUUCAGUUUGAUAGCAGAGAAUAUGGCAUGAGAAUAGGGUUUAGACACUGUUGAAUAAUCUAUGAAGUUGAACUGGUAUACAUUGAUGUGUUCCUCAUUGGAAGCACAAUAUUCCACUUUAGAAAAUAAGCCUGCUCUGUCUUAUAUUUGUGGUGUUUAGAAACACAGCUGCCAUUAUUUUUUUAACCACUGCAGCUUCUUUUUGGAAUCACUAUUGUCCUGUGGAAGCUCAGGGAUGUUCAGAUUUGUCCAAAGGUUUAUAAACACUCUCUUUUAUUUUUAAGUGGGCACUAAGCUGGCUAGAUGUAGCAGUUACUACUUACCAGCUAUUAUAUUCCCAUAUUGGGACUAUUUCAUCUACCUGGCAGUGAGACUUACCAAGAGUCUGUUCUAUGCAGAAAGUUGUUUUGCUAAAGAAUAAUUGUCAAUACUUACAUGAUCCAUUGAAAACCUAGCAAAUUCAACCCAAAUGGACUUGAAAAUGCUAUAUCAUCAUCUUUUUUUUUUUUUUGUUGUUGACAUGAAAUUGGUCUGCUGGGCUUAACAUUGUGGAUUUAUCAUUUUAACGUUUUCUGACUGUGAUGUACCAGCAGAAGAAAGGCUUUUUGAAAUUCAGUGUGUGAUCGUUUUGAUUACGGUCUCUCAACAAUAGUUGAAAGUUAGAAAAGUGUUUAUCCGUUAACGACACAUCGCGUAAUGUAGACCAAAGUUGAUGAACGGGUAGAAGAUAUCAAAGCAGCUCUGGGGUGAAAAGACAACAUAGUAAUUGAAGAAGCUGUAUUCCCCAUUGCAGAAGUAGAGAGAAUGUGGUGCAUUAGGGCAGGAGAGGAAUUCACUGUCUGUGUUAAGUUAAUCUAAAUUUAGUCCGAACUGAAAAGAUACCUGACUUGAUAAGUCUGCUUUAAAACUUGAAAUGCAUUUACAUUUCCAACCUUUCACACUUCAUAACACUGUGUACCUCUGUGAGCAAUAAUACUAAGAGUCAUCCUCUUGGGUUAUGAACUUGACAGGUGUGUGGCAAGAACCUUGCCAAUCACACUGGAAUGGUGGAAAUAAAGGUUUCUUUGAAUUGUUUAAGGCUGUAACGAUAAAGAGAAUGAAACAUCUCAUUCGGACAGUCUGAGGUGUAUAUAAAAUAGCAAAUAAACAUAAUUGGGGAAAGUGAACCAUUUGCCUUUUUAUUUUUUUUUUAUUUUUUUCAGCCAUGCAGUUUGGGCAACUUCUCACCCAUCUGGACACUACGCAGCAGAUUAUAGCAAAUUCUCUUAAGGAUAAUGCUGGUGCCCUGGCCAUGGUAUGUCUUUUUGUUUUGCUUAAUUUGUCUACAAUACUUAAUACAUAUAUUCAACUGCAGUAUUCUCACUCUACCUGCUCCAUAUGUUUUUUUUUUUGUGGUUUUUUUUCUGUCUUCUACAUCGUUUUACAUUUACUGUGUUCUAUCUACAGGUCCAGAAGGCCAUGAAAGAGAAUUUAGCGACAGUAGAGGACAAUUUUUCAAGUAUUGACUCAAGAAUAAAGAAACUGAGCAAAUGAGCUGUAAUUUAUCCGUACAGGCCUCAUCCCCCAAAAUACUAGGGAAAACAGGAGUUCCUGCAAACUCUGCACUAAUAAAUACCUCCCUGUCCCCCAUGCCUAUAAAGAAGAAGGUUUACCAUUGUACAUAUAUUGUCUUGUUGGCAUAUAUGCCUACCCAUUCCUGUGCUAAGUCCCCUGAAUAUGCUUAUAACGCAUCUCCUAUGCCCGCCCAUGCACGGAGUGUUGCUGCAUUCAUGGUAACAGGUGCUGUUAACUGGUUAAGUGCUAGGUACUAAUAGUAUUUCUCCAGGUGCUGCGUUUUGCAUGUUGGCACCUGCUUUGAGGGAAGAGGGGGAGAUUCUAGGUAUCUGAAGCGAUUUUUCAUAGGCCUUUUAUUUAUAAAUUGAUGUUGUCCUUGUUAACCCAAUUCGUUCCAGUAUGUAAGCAGUGCAUAUAGAAACAAUCUCUUGAAAACUCCUGACAUAACGUUAAACUGCAUUGCAGGUUUAAGGAUAAAGAACAUGUUCUACACUAAAUACUGUCUGAAAAUAAACAUGAGUAACUUAUAAUGAUGAAUAUAUUAAAACUUUAUAGCCUCUUACUGCUUCUUCUUACAUUAAAUGGAUCUUUCCAAAAUGA